CGAGGACACAGUCAGUGGUGCGAGAAGGUCCAGCAUUGCAAGUUGUUGAAUCCACGUCCAGUACCAACACAGAGGUAAUAUGAGGAUGAUGAUGCGGCUGCUGGCGCUGCUGGUGAUGUGGGCCAUCCUAACUGAGGCCCAGGGACAACAACCACUUAAGUUGGCUGCCUGGAACAUUCAGAGGCUCGGGACUAGCAAGAUGAGUAAAAAUGACAUUGUCAACUGUUUGGUCAAGGUAAUACGGCGGUAUGAUGUGUUGGUGGUGAUGGAGACGGUGGAUAAAAGCUUGACAGUACCUGGACAACUCCAUAACGAACUCAACAAUGGCCUGAACCCAACUGACACCUACAUGUACGAUUCAUCUUCCCGGAUGGGCAUUACCACAUACCAGGAACAGUACGUCUUCUACUGGAAGCCCUCUCGUGUCAAGUGGGUGCAAAGUUACACGUUCAACGAUUUAGGAAACCAGUUCACUUAUGACCCCUUUGGCGCGGUCUUCAUCGUCAACUCGGGCAAGAAUACUUUGAAGUUUGGUAUGAUUGCUAUACACGUUUCCCCGAAGAAGGCCGUGAAGGAGAUAGACGCCCUUGUUGACGUGUACUCAGACUUCAAGCAAAAAACUGGUGUCGAUGACGUGAUCAUAGCUGGGGACUUUAAUGCCGGGGGCAGUUACGUCUCAAAUAAGGAUUGGGUUGACAUACGCCUGAGAACCGACCCUAAAUUUACCUGGCUUAUACCUGACAACGUCGGCACCACAACCACGGGCAGCAACGCCCCCUACGACAGGAUAGUGGUGGCUGGAAAAGGAAUAUAUAAUGCUUUGAACAAGAACUCCGCAGGACCUUACGACUUCAAAAAUUACUGCGGUAUCACCAACCUUGUUGACCUGAAGCACGUGAGUGACCAUUACCCGGUGGAGGUGUCCAUGCAGUGAAGAAUGCCAAAAGUAUCAUCCAGCAAGGUCUAUAGAAGAGGAUGUCAUCCCGCACCUGACCCAAAAUGCGACCCAACUAGCUUAUGACGUCGGCUACAGCCACAACUAUGAAAACUGGUGUCCUCUGUUACUUAAUGCCUGCUAAUUGUGCAGUGUCUGGGUGUAUUUUUUUAUUCAAACGAGAGGGGAAUAUACACUUCUAUACAUUUCCUAAAGAUGAAGAACUCGGAUACAAGUGGAUUACCUUCUGCAAGAGAAGAGACAACAUCACAAUACUGCUAAUGCUAGGUGGGCUUUGAACAGUGCUGCCAGAGGCACUAGAGAUUCCGUAAAUAACAUAAAAAAACAAAUAAUUAAUUGCGCCCUCUUUCCUUCUCCCCACUACCUCUCUCCCUCUUUCUCCUUUCUCUAAGAACACAAGAAUGGAGAAACUGUAGCGAGACUAUGGGCCCAUACAAUAGGCAGUCCUGUUUACACCCAACCCAUAUCGCUCACUUUUCAUGUGAGGUUAUUACUCCGGUCACCUCAUCUUUUCAUGAUGGCCAUCACAAGUGAGCAAGUCAGUAUGGACCUCUCAGAACCAAUGUCCGAUGAGAUGAAGUCUAGAGUUAAGAAGUGCGCGCGCGCGUGUGUGUGUGUGUGUGUGUGUGUGUGUGUGUGUGUGUGUGUGUGUGGAGAAGGUGCUCACUGGAAGGAAUGACACUUAGGUCUCACCACAAGUUUUUUCCAUCAGGAAAAGGACCUGAUGAACAGGAGGGUGAAUUAGAGUGACAGGAGAGUAGGGAAUGCCCCUCCUACUAGUUAUUGAGAAAAGGGGACAUCAGUGUUACAGAGGAGAGAUCCUUAAAUGUAGUAUACUCAAAGUGUGACGUGGGUAUAUUUUUUUUGCAUUUGUUUUUAUGUUUUGCAAUUAAGUUAUAUGACUUGGUGGAAAGUUAAAGUGCUGUUUGCACCUGUGAGGUAUUCACUAUUGGGCGUGAAUGCGCUGCUAGCCCUGGUGAGAUUUGUGUGAAAUGUGAGUUGGGGAGAGUAUUUUGUGGAAGGAGUGUAAAAGUGCUGUAGGGACAUACGCCCGGAGUUUUAAACACCCUCUUCCGUUGAAGAGGGUCGUCGUGUUUCAACCCGAGUUAAAAAAAAUAUGAGUCCCGAAACACACCGCAGUACAGUACUUGACGGUAAAAUUAACUAAUUCCAGUAAAAUUAAUUUAUAAUCUUGGAAUUAGUUAAUUUUACCGCCACACCACCCUGUCAAGUACUGUACUGCGGUGUCCUCCUGGACUCAUUUUUUGCUUAAACUAGGGUUAAAACACGACCACCCUCUUCAACGGAAAAGGGUGUUUAAAACUCCGGGCGUUAGAGAUUAGAAGGUGACUCAUCACAAGGCUGUGAUCAUCUGAUGAGGACUGUUACCCAAGGACGUAAAGAUACCAUUUGUGAUUUCUCCAGUUUCUCUCUGUAAAUCUUACAUAGGUCUUUUGUUGGAUAGGAAGGUGUUUCGUGAUUUUUCAGUAGACCAGGCAUGGAAACAUGGUGCAGACACAGCUUAAAUGACUAUGCCAGAGUGACAGAUAGUCCGUGGCUUGAUUUGGUCACCAUAAGGACCUUUUCGUUUUUCAUUUUUAUCCUGGGACACACCCAUAAGCAAGGCCUCCCUCGAGCCUGCUACAUUUCGCGAGUGUAACAUAUAUCUUUCGCAAAAAGGUCGAACAAGUCUUUCCACUGGCUUGAUGGGGUCCAUUUAUCUGUUCCCAGAUUAAUAAGUCUAUGUUGAAUCUCGUGGAGUUCAAUAAGCUUUGUUGAUGUAAGAAACUAAAUUUCAGUGUAUGUAUUCUGCUACAAAAAAAAUAUGUUUAUGUAUGUAGCCUCCCAAAAUUUAAAAUUUUACGUCUGUGCAUUCGUUUCCUUUUUCAACUUUUUUGGCAACUUGUACCAUUUUUUUAUGAAUGAAAUUUAUUCCAUGCGCAUGUAA
Messenger RNA from Homarus americanus (American lobster), 2903 nucleotides. RefSeq names its product deoxyribonuclease-1-like. Gene Ontology annotation, molecular function: DNA nuclease activity. The record is from RefSeq and is a predicted model, not a curated record. Gene Ontology annotation, biological process: DNA catabolic process. Lineage: Eukaryota; Metazoa; Arthropoda; Malacostraca; Decapoda; Nephropidae. The transcript is spliced from 7 exons. The coding region runs from base 80 to 934 and encodes 284 amino acids. Gene Ontology annotation, cellular component: nucleus.